UCAAGUCAAUAUAAUAAUCAACACACACAGACUUUACGCUAUGUUUCGUAGCGGCCGAUUGAUGCGAUUGUGUUUGUGCCAACGGAUAUACACAAUAACAUCGAAAAAAUCGCAUUUUGACAGCCGCACGUUCAUUGCAACACGCCGUUGUGUCUCUUUCUCUUGAGUGAUCGAAUGAUGAAUGCAACAGUCACAAUUCAGAGUGAACGUUUUGUCGACAGUGGUUGAACAAUUCAGAAUCUAUCUACGAACGAAAAGUUAAAAAAAAUACGAACGAUCGUGUGUAAUAUUUGGCUUAGAACACAACAUUUUUGCGAGACGAAUACAUAUUCAAGUGACAGUAUUUUAGUUAUAGCUAUUCAUAUCGAAUCGGAGCGCAAUUUUUGUUCAUUUCAUUUUUUCAUUUGUUUGUGGUAAAACAUAUAAAAAAAGUCACGCGUAUCAUUUGGAGCUGUGUUCAAGCGAGAUAGAGAAAUUUGUUUAUUUGGCGGUGAUCGUCAACAUUUCUUCUGGAAUCGGGACGACGAAGCGUCGGCGAUGUGAGUUUCACUAACACACACUCAAAAGAUAAUCACAUUGUCCACAUUUGUGGCUUCCUUAGUCGUGGCGAAAUAAAAUGAAUCUUUUUGUGUGGAACGAUCGACGGUGGCAAUUGGUCAAUGUGAAUAGUGAUUAUGACAAGGAAAACUACUUGGUAAUUCGGAAGUUGUUCGUACGCUGGCUGAAGAACAGUGAAGACACCAGUCGUAUCAACGCAUCAAUUUGCAAGGCGUUUGAAAGGUUUGGUAAAAUCGAUUCAGUGGAAAAUGUAAAUGGUGCGAACGCGAAAGCAAAACCAGACGUACACGAAGCGUAUAUCACAUUCAACCGUAGUGAGGAUGCGUACAAAGCGUUCGUUGACAAUCGAAAUGACACAAAAUCGUCGGAUGAAUUGAUUACUCUGCUACCCAUUGACACAUGGAAAGUGGCACCGGUUCAGAGCAAAGAUGAUGAAUUGACGGAAUUGUCGCGUCGAAUCGAAGACGUGGAUGAAGACGAAGACCCUCGUUUCAUAUACAGAAUGUAUAUAACGCCGGCAAUGUUACUGAAAGUGUUCCGUGCAUUUCUUCGUAUAUCAAAAUCCUUUCUCAACGGUCUCGAUUUGAAUUACGAAUUGGAUGAAUCCGAUGACGAAUCGGAUGAGUCUGAUGACGAAUUAUUUGAUAAAGAAACUGUAAAAUAUGAUCCGGAGUCUGAUGCGUCAGAGCAAACAGAUCAAACCGAAGAAUCUACGUCGCAAGAAGCGACGGAAAAUGAGGACGAAUCCUCAGACAGCGAAGAAACCGAUCCAGACGCUGAAUUGGACUGUUUGAACAAUCACGAAUUUGAAAAGCGCAUUUCCGAGGUGAUUGUCAAAAAUCUUGGGCCAAAAUUUGAAACGCUCAGCAUUCGAAAGGAUCAUAUUUCAUGGGAGAUGCUACAAUGGUUUGCACCCGUAUUGAAACAGCUGAACAAACUUACAAUUCACAUUGUUUCGAAUUGUAACAUUUUGUAUGCAAUGCCCAGCUACUGUGCAAAUGUGCAAAGUUUCCAUUUGGAUGGCAACGAAUGGGAUGGUGAAUUCGAACAAAUGCCAGCGGAAUCGUGGCCAUCUCUAAAAGAACUCUAUCUCAAUAUAAUCACAUGGAACGAUGAAGACAAGCACAAAUUGCAGCAAUUCAUUGAGCUGAAUCCGCAGAUAAUGUCGCUGCAAAUUGAAUCGCCCAUCGAUCUGGACUUAUUGGCAACGAUCGGCAAGAAAUUGGUUGACUUGAACACAUUGGCGUUUGUGCGCAGCGAUUUCGAAGGACUGAACAUUGUGCUCGACAAUUUGGCCGGUUUAACAGAAAUGCAUGGACUCAAAAUGUCAGCACUUAAAGUCGAGAAAAACCAUCUGAAUGGGUUGAUCAAGUGUGCCAAACGACUCAGUCGGCUGCAGCAUUUACAUCUAAUCACAAUCUUUCUCAACUGCGAAUCAGACAUCGAUGAAGACAACGAUUUCAAACACCUCAAGGAAUUUUGCAUCACGCAUCAUUACAAUUGCAAGUGUCAUGGUCCAAAUCGUGUGGUUAGCUUCCGCGAUAACGAUAUUGAAGUACCUGAGGAGAGCGCGGUACUGGCUUUAAUUGUCAACACAAAGCCACCAACCGAUUCAAUCGACAAAUCAAUGGAAAUGGAAAUUUUGGCCACAUUCAAGAAGACCACCAAAUUCUUUCCGAACAUCAUUGAACACAUCGAAUUGGCGGAUAAAACCAAUCAUAUUUACAUUCAAAUCAGCAGCAAUCGCUGAAUGAACCUAAGUUAAUUUUUAAGGCAUUUUCAGAGAUUUAUGUCACACCAUUCAGUUUUCAACCUUCAACACAAUUUGAUAGCAUUUUGAUUAAUUAUUUCUAUUUUUUUCGUCAUUUUCUAUUUUCAUAUUUCUUUUUCUCAUUUGUUUAUCUAUUUUGUUCGUAGAACUAUAGACGUAAAAUCGUUGAAAUUAUAAAUACAAACAAAAUCGAAAUUACUGUAUACCUCCAUUUGAAAUGGACAGUAUAAAAACAAUUUACAAUUUGUAAAAUCAAAUUAAAUUCAUAAUUUUUCUAUCAAAAAUUUAAAUAAAAAUGAAUGAUAAAAA
Molecule: messenger RNA, 2638 nt
Organism: Sitodiplosis mosellana (orange wheat blossom midge)
Lineage: Eukaryota; Metazoa; Arthropoda; Insecta; Diptera; Cecidomyiidae
Exons: 3
Coding region: 617-2308 (563 amino acids)
Source: RefSeq, a predicted model, not a curated record